This is a messenger RNA of [Torrubiella] hemipterigena, 2638 nucleotides long. The record is from the annotation of a GenBank genome assembly. Lineage: Eukaryota; Fungi; Ascomycota; Sordariomycetes; Hypocreales; Clavicipitaceae.
CCGUCCCCUGCGAUGGCCCCUAUCGUGUAAUGCACUGCAGUGCUCAGCGCUGUCCAGUAAUUACUGCGCUGAAUGGCCCUGCAUUGCACUGUAUGCGCUGUCAAUUACAGUCUGCGUCACCAGCAUACACUGGCCAGUUAUGAGACCAAUGGGCUGAUAGUAUGACUUUACAGCUGGUGCUACUGGUAUCGGGCCAGAGUACACCAGCUGUGAACCAACAGUACCCGCAAAUACCAUACAAACUCCCGCCACCCACAAUGUACCCCCACUUUCUACCUUUAUGUACUGCUUGGAGCUUAGCUUAACUCCGCAUGUCGUCACGAUGGCCGACUUUUGAACGUAGCGUUGACCUUUCGUCAACCUCUCUGCUUUCUUCCCCGAAUCGCUGUUUGCUAGUUUUGCUGACUUCAUCUCCUCAAUUUCAUCCAUAAAAUCGCCAUCAACUGCGGAAUCCUGUGAACACCCGAUUCUAAUUACAUUCUAUCCACUGCACAUUGCCCGCCACAGACGCAACAGUCGGUGACAUAACCUUAUAGCCGAAGCAGCCGCAAACUGUCCAUCCAGCUCUUGUGCACCACAUUUUGCCACAACACGCACAAUGGUGCGCAAUGCUGAGGGAGAUCAGCUCCAAGAGGGCGGUUCUCAGCAUUCAGAUGAGGAAUCAUCAACUCCCAUGCCUGGUGGUUGGUACCACGAUCAUGACCAUGAUGAGGACGGUGAAGAUGAGAGCGAUAUGCUAGGCGAUGAAGACGACGGUAAUGUUGAAUUCGAAGUUGUUUUUGGCGGCGAUGAGGACGAUGAGGACGAUGAAGAAUACGUUGACGAGGAAGACGAUGAUGAGGACGAGGAGGGUGAAGACGACGAUGAUGAUGAGGACGGUGAGCGAGAUGCUCAGACAGAUGCAGCCCUGCGCAUCAUGAGCCUUUUUCGAGCAGGGGCUCGCCAAGGGUUACUCACGCGGGCACAGCUCAUGGCUCUGUUACGGAAUCGUAACCUGGGCCAAAUUCUGUUUGAUGAAGCAGGGGAGGAUGGAGAAGGCGAAGAUAUCCUUGGGCAGUGGACACGUCGGCAGCGUCGACCGCCAAAGGAUCCCGAGCGCUUCCCCAAGGUUCCUAGCCCCGAGGGCACAAAACUAAUGAGAUCUGGUGCCUUUGGAGCAAAUAACUACGACUCGCGCAUAAAGCGACAGAUUGGACGCCGCAUGUUGGAUAGAGAAUUGGGCAUUGGCGACAGGGAGCAGCGUAAACGAAACAAUGAUAUUAUCACACAGAGCUUAAUACCAGGCACUAGAGCGGAACAGAUUAUUCACUACGACAACCCCAUAUAUUCGGGUCAGUUUUCGGAUGACGGCAACUUUUUCUUCAACUGCUGCCAAGACUACAAAGUCCGCAUGUACGAUACAUCGAAUCCAUAUCAAUGGAGGCACUACAAAACGGUCACCUACCCAUUUGCUCAGUGGACUCUUACCGACGGCUCACUGAGUCCCGACAACAAGUGGUUGGCGUAUACAUCCAUUACAAGCUUGGUAUCAAUCGCUCCAACAGAUCCCAGCGAUACUGGUGAUCCUUAUACGCUUGAUCUAUCAGAAGGACAGGAACGCCCGGGCGGUUGGGGAAUGAGGGGUCGUGGCCAUUUUGGCAUCUGGUCUGUGCGUUUCUCAGGAGACGGCCGUGAGCUUGUCGCUGGUACAAACUCCCACUCGAUUGUCGUCUACGAUAUUGAGUCAAGACGAGUACUGCAUCAUGUGGAAGGCCAUGAAGAUGAUGUUAAUGCCGUUUGCUUUGCUGACAAGUCUUCCCCCCAUAUCCUGUAUUCCGGUUCGGACGACGCUACUAUUAAAGUAUGGGACCGCCGUAGUAUGGGCGAUCGCCGGGAAGCGGGUGCGUUUGUGGGACAUAUAGAAGGCUUGACAUAUAUCGAUAGCAAAGGCGACGGACGAUACAUCCUGAGCAAUGGCAAGGACCAGAGCAUGAAACUCUGGGAUCUUCGAAUGGUCAUGUCGACGCAGCGAUUCCACGACAUGGGAAGGACGCGAUAUGCACACUCUAGUGGCUUUGAUUAUCGUGGAGAAGAAUACGAUGAUGAGGACUGGGAUGUACAUCCACACGACAACUCCCUCGUCACAUUCAGAGGUCACAAGGUUUUGCGCACGCUGAUCCGAUGCCACUUCUCGCCACCUUCGGCAACUAACUCGCGCUACGUUUACUCUGGCAGUGCCGACGGCCAAGUUUAUAUCUGGAACAUGGAUGCAACACUGGCUGGUACUAUUGAUGUUAAAAAGGCAACUAUUGGCACUCGUCGUGUUGACAGACAGACUCGCUUCUACUUUGAUGAGCCAGGUGGUUGGGGUACUUGCGUCCGAGAUGCUAGCUGGCAUCCGACAGCACCUAUGAUAGUUGCAUCUGCUUGGAAUGGAUACAGCAUGGCUCGAGGCACUUGCACGUUGCAUUCAUUCAAUGAUGCAGAGGGUGAUGAAGGUACACCAGGCAUGGGUCGAAGCGUGGAUGAACUGCUGCGUCCCCAACCAGACAUGUAUUAUUCUUCCGAAUACUAAUUUAACGCAGAAUGUCUAUUAGAUUUCUUCAUAUUUGUAUAUAAUUUUAUAAUUUAAUUUAAUUUUAUAAGUGCUCAUUCAAAC